Phytophthora nicotianae INRA-310 is the source of this 234-nucleotide messenger RNA. RefSeq lists its product as hypothetical. The coding region runs from base 1 to 234 and encodes 77 amino acids. The transcript has a single exon. The record is from RefSeq and is a predicted model, not a curated record. Lineage: Eukaryota; Oomycota; Peronosporomycetes; Peronosporales; Peronosporaceae.
AUGCGAGCGGCUGCCGCAUUCCUGAGUGAGUUUAUGAACAACGCGAUAGUCGUCCUUCCACCUCCCAAAAAGAGCCAAAAGCAAACAGUACCUGAUCCGACGUUGGAAGACAUUACUGCGAUGGUCCAACAAUACUCGAUUGAAGAUGUUACUGAGCCCACUCAAAAGCAUAGCAACAUCGUGGGGUCUUUGUAUGCAAUUGUUUUGGAGCUGUGUGAGUGGCAACUCACCUGA